UUCCUCUUCAAAGUCAUCUGUUAAUGAAACCCAUAAACCUGCUCAAGUACCCAAUGACACGGUUCCCAAUGAUGAUGAAGGGUUCACGCUCGUAGAACGAGGACGGAACCGGAAAGACUCUGUUACAAGAUUUGGUGAAAGGCGACAAGUUAAUCUUCAAUCCUUAGGGCAUUUGAAACAAAGAAGCACAUCUAACUCUAAAACGCUCAUCACAUCCAAAACUCGCACACUUAAAGGAAUCGCGUAUGAAAAAACUCAGACCCUAUAUUUGGAAAAUGUAGGGGUUGAAUAUGGUGACACGGAUAGUGAAAUUGAAGACCUCGUUAGGGAACACAUCAAAUCAAACAUUGGCAUAAACGUCACGAAAAUGUAUGUUGUGCGAAAUAAAUAUUCGACGAUUCGCGUAGGGAUAAAACUCAUAGUUCCCCAAUCUGCAGCCAACAAGGCGAUAGAAUCUGAUGCAUGGCCACAUCCUGUAACGUGCCGUCCGUGGGAAUAUAAACCGAGCUCACGUGGAAAACGCAUCCCUCCCCACAUCACAUACAGGUCAAACAGAUAUCGUGACGAACAGGACCCAAGCUCAUAUGCAUAUGAUGAAGAUUACAUUAACAACGACGAUGCCUACUAUAGUGACAUACGCGACUCUACUAAAAAUUACGAGUCACGAUUACAUAAAUACUCUCUGCGAGCAACAGAGAAUAACUGUUCAUAUUAAUUUUUACAACUCAAGUCAGG
Messenger RNA from Owenia fusiformis, 735 nucleotides. Lineage: Eukaryota; Metazoa; Annelida; Polychaeta; Sabellida; Oweniidae. The record is from the annotation of a GenBank genome assembly.